Messenger RNA from Schizosaccharomyces octosporus yFS286, 2551 nucleotides. RefSeq names its product ATP-dependent DNA helicase Rdh54. The transcript is spliced from 18 exons. Gene Ontology annotation, molecular function: ATP binding; ATP-dependent chromatin remodeler activity; DNA translocase activity. The record is from RefSeq and is a predicted model, not a curated record. Gene Ontology annotation, biological process: double-strand break repair via homologous recombination; reciprocal meiotic recombination. NCBI's taxonomy places the organism in Eukaryota, Fungi, Ascomycota, Schizosaccharomycetes, Schizosaccharomycetales, Schizosaccharomycetaceae. Bases 137 to 2551 code for a protein of 804 amino acids. Gene Ontology annotation, cellular component: nucleus.
ACCUUUCGCAAUACUCUAUAAACUUUCAGAAUAUCCAAUACGCGUUUUUUAGGCAUUUUCUCCAUUUAUAAAACUCUUUCUUUUUAUAAAUAAUAACUUAUAACAUUUGAAUCGACUAUAUUUGAAAACCAAAAGAAUGAAGCGAAAAGGAACCUUCCAAUCACCUUUAAUUGAAAAAGACAUUAACACGGUUAAAACCAAUUCAACUCAAAUUACUGCUUCAUCAAAACUUAAACUAGAUAAUGAAUCAAACGAGGUUGCAAAAGACCAAGUAUAUUGCACUAUUCUCUGGCGAAAGAUAACCAUGAAAAAACAUAAAACUUGGGAAGGAGAUGGCUAUAUGGUUUGUGAAGGAAGUAACUAUACUAUUUAUAAUGCGGAUUGGUCAAAAAUUGGGAGUAGUACUAUACGCGAUUUUUCGUUUGAUGAAGGUGAUAUGUUUCGUGUGGGAGGAAAAGAAAUAACUGUGGAAAAUAUGAUGUCAAAAGAAGAGUUUAAUAGUGGAUGUCUUUCAAAUCGCCAAUUGAAUGAUGUGCAUCUUCCAGAUACGUACAUGUCGAGGAAAAAGGGUUCUUUCCAAAGUCCAAUUAAUCAGACAUCGAACUUGCCUCGCAGGCCACGAGUCGCACAACAGCCAAGGCAUGACCCAAAUGCUGCUGGAUCUUUAGUAAUGCAAAGACCAAUGUCGUGGAAUGACGAGGAACAUGUCGAUGUCGUCGUGGAUACCUUCCUAAGCAAACAGUUACAGCCUCAUCAACGCGAAGGAAUUUGCUUUCUCUACAAUUGCUUAACAGGUAUCAGUAAUAAGUACGGGCGUUGUGCUAUACUAGCUGAUGAAAUGGGAUUGGGUAAAACGCUGCAAACGAUAACGGUUAUUUGGACAUUACUAAAACAAAACUAUCAAGCGAGUCAAAACAAUACGAUUAAGAAUGUUAUGGUAGUAACACCAGUCACUCUCUUACAGAAUUGGCAUGACGAAUUUUAUAAGUGGCUUGGUCGUGAACGCAUUUAUGUUUGUAUGGCUAAAAGUCAAGCAGACUUUGAAGAGUUCUUUCGCAACCGAAAUUAUUCUGUAUUAAUUAUAGGUUAUGAAAUGGCUUGCUGCUGUAUUCGUAAAACAACUCUACCCGGGAAAAUAGACUUGCUGGUUUGUGAUGAAGCCCAUCGAUUGAAAUCCAUGCAAAGUCAAGCUUGGAUUGUAUUACAUAAAUUAAAAAUCGAAAGAAAAUUAUUGUUAACUGGAACUCCAAUGCAAAAUGAUUUGAUGGAAUUUUACUCAAUGGUAAAUUUCCUUAUCCCUGGAUUGUUUGGAAGCGUUUCGUCUUUUAAAAAUCAGUUUGAGAAACCUAUAGUUAGAAGUAGAGCAAUGUUUGCUACUCAAAGAGACCAAGAAUUGGGUAGUGCAAGAUUAAGUAGAUUACUGGAAUACACGAAAGAUUUUAUCCUCCGAAGAAAAACGAGUGUGCUAGCUAAACAUCUUCCUCCCAGGCAUGACAUUACUUUUUUCAUUAGCCCUACUGCUUGCCAAAAGCGAAGUUACAAAGAAGCUCUGAAAAACUAUAAGAACUACAGUCAAGAGGAAAAGAAAGGAAAACAUUUGGUUACACUAUCAACUUUGAGUCAGAUAUGUAACAGUUCUCUUCUAGUUGAUAAGUUGCACUUGGAACACAUAGGUAUUCGAGAUUUACUUAAAUCUUCUGGGAAGUUAGAGGUUAUUAAGUCGCUUUUGGAACUAUUUUCCACGCAAAAAGCAAAAGCCGUCAUUGUUUCACAGUUUACCGAAACAUUGAAACUCUUACAGAGAUUAUUGUUGGAACUAAAAAUUCCGUAUUUGACAUUGCUUGGAAGUACUCCACACUCAGAAAGAGGUAGUCUUGUUGAAAAAUUUAAUAAGUCAACCUUCGAUGAGACUUCGGUGCUUUUACUGUCCAGCAAGGCUGGUGGAUGCGGACUUAAUCUUACAGGAGGGAGUAGACUUAUUCUUUUUGAGCCUAGUUGGAAUCCAGCACAGGAUUUGCAGGCACUUUCUCGAAUAUAUCGGACCGGUCAGAGACAUUCCACGGGAAUUUAUGUACUGUUGAGUGCUGGUAUGCUCGAUGAACGUAUAUAUAUCCGACAGAAUACGAAACAAGGUUUGUCGGAUUCAUUCCUUGAUUCUGAUGAAAGUCAAAGACAAAACUGUUUUGCUUCAGACGAUUUAAGGGAAUUAUUUACAUAUGAUGAAAAUGAAGUUUGUUUGAUCAACCAGUUGCUACAUAAAUCGAGCCUUAUGUGCCAAGAGAAAAACUCACUGAAGAGUGAAAAUACUGAUGAUAAUUUUAUUGAGCAUAAUCAUGACAUGAUGUCGUUAUCGGAAGACAAUACUAAUAGCGCGUGGAAGAAAGCAUCAGAAUAUCGAGUACCGCAAUAUGAGUUAAUUUCCAUAGCAAAUGCUUUUUCUGAUUGGAACUGGAUUUUCCAAACCUCAGAGAUAUAUGAAGCUGGAGUAAGUUGUCUCAUUCCACAAAAUGAAGGGUUUAUAAAUUGUUUUAUGUAUAGAAUUUAUUCUUGA